UUACGUCAAGCAUGUCAGGUUCUCUUCAAUUUUUAAACCACUCAGGUCCAGAAAAGCUCACUACUAGCCAAAGCAAAGGGCCCUACGAGGCGAAGCCAACAGAAGUCAGGCAUCUAUCAGCUCACACAUCUCUGAAAAAUAGUGCAGUGGCUUGUUUUGAUUCACUUCUUGAAGUGGUUUCCACCAGGAACCCAAUCAUGUACAAUAAAAAGACAGCUGAUCCAGUCCAUCCUGACUUUGCUGGUUUGUUGGUGAAAAACAAGAAUCUUUUAGCUGAGCUAAGAAAUCUUCAAAACAAACUUUUCAUAAAAGAAACUUCAUUGCAAGAAAUGAAGAGUGAGCUAGAAAGUUACAAAGAAAAUAACAUGCAACAGUCAUUCCAGAUAAUGUCCCUGAAAGAUGAUAUCAAAGACCUAGAGGAACUUAUUGCUUCUCUAACCAGAAUUAAAUCUUUGAAAAGUACCAAUAUUCAGAGUCUUGAAAGAGGCAACUGGGAUCUAUCUGAAAGAAUUCUAGAACUAGAAAAUCGUCUAAGAGUACAUCUGAUUGAAAGAGAAAAGGCAGAGCGAAAAGCAGACCUUUUGGAGAAAAAGUUAGCAGAUGCUAAUGGAUUCACCCCUUAUAUGAAUAUGAAAGGACAAGAAGAUACUUCAGAUAAUUUCAUGAUGAGGGAUAAAGGUGAAGCUAUCCUGGCCAAGAACUUUGAGAGAGACAACUUUUUUCACUCUGAAGGACCAAAAGAUGGGCAGAAAAUUUGGGAUAAAUGUCAACAAGAUUUAAUCCAUAAGGAAAAACAAAAAUAUGAGUUAGACAGACCUCCAUAUUCAUUUGGCUGGGAAACUAAAACUGCACAAUCUCACUAUCAGAAAUUCCUCGGUCAGUUGGCUAUUCUUCUGAGCAACAGCGUUGUCCCCAUACCAGCCACGGAGGAAGCUGUGAAAGAGAGGAUUCAGGAAAUUGGUGCAAAUGAGCAAUCUUGGAAGUCUCAACUAGAGCAGCUGCAUCAUCACCAUGAAGAAGCUGCUGCUCAAGAAUCAUACCAAACUGAAGAAAAAUAUAGGGAACAAAGAAGACCCUUGAAACGUCUAGAAGGAAAAAUUGCUAUUAAUGACUUUGUUCAAGGGAGAUUAGAUUCAGACAGGAAUAAAGAAAACUCCAAGACUGAGAAUUCCCAGAUCGAAGAGCACAGCAAGAUGGUCAAAAAGCUAGAGAAAGACAACAAGCAACAAACAUUAUUGAAGAUUAAGCAGAAUUUGCAGAUUGCUACAACUCAGAGAUUAGAGGAGGAAAUUCAGAAACUUCAGAAACAGCUUAGUGAUUUGAAAUUGUCAAAUAAAAAUAUGAAAAUUCAACUGACAAGAGUAAAUGUCCUUAAAGAGAAAACCAUUCAGAAGCUCAGGCAAUCUUUUACAAAAGUAGAAGCAAUGAAAGAGAAGGCAGCUCCAAAAACAGAUAACUGGAAAACUACAUUAAACUCAGCCAAGCAAGAGGCAAGAUGGGACAAAGACAAGGUCCGUCAGAUGUUAGACACUGUCACUCCUGAGCCCUGCACAACAAAGAGCACACUUGAAGAAGUAUCAGGACGACAACAAGAGCAUGUCGACUUUCGAGAAACUGUAUUGAAUAUGUUGGGAUUUAACAUGAAAACAGCAGACAAGGAAAUUAUCACUCACCUAAGGCUUAUUAUCCAAGAUUAUGAAGCAUCUAACAAAUCCAAGAUUGCUUCUGAUUGUGAGACUAGACAGGAUAAUUAAUUUUAAAAGUUCUGCCUUCUUAUU
This is a messenger RNA of Pteropus alecto (black flying fox), 1778 nucleotides long. Its product is annotated as coiled-coil domain-containing protein 170-like. Bases 12 to 1754 code for a protein of 580 amino acids. The record is from RefSeq and is a predicted model, not a curated record. The transcript is spliced from 9 exons. NCBI's taxonomy places the organism in Eukaryota, Metazoa, Chordata, Mammalia, Chiroptera, Pteropodidae.